AUGACACCCGGUGAUACACCAUUCAUGUCGAGUUCUGCCAUCAGCCACGAUCUGGUGCUCAACGCUGGCUCUGGUAGUUUGAGCGCGCUGGCUCUGCCUGGCGGCUUUUGCUCUUCAGUCCACUCUGUUGCCUGGGCGUUCCCGCAGAGCCAUACAGAGAACGCGGAGGCACUGGCUGGCAUUUUCAUGCCCUAUGGGCAGAACUGCGACUACUUCAACCCACUGCCCGUGAUGAGCACAUCCUCAAACUCUGACACGGGGUCGCCUCGGGUACUUUCCCCUCGACCACAUCCAUCGGAUCAACACCUCGCUCAGUAUUCGCAGCCAGAUGAUACUGCAACCAGCCCGCGAGCGAAGCGUAAACCGAUGUCAACCUCUACGCAGGAGAACACGUCCAGGAAUUCCAGAUCCAAACGUGCACGCCACGACGCACAAUCAACAAAUCAACCAAAAGAGCCCGAGAAUCGUAUCACAGAGCCUUUAUCGACGUCUCCUGCACCUCCACUCGAUUUAAAGUGCCCCCAUUGCGAGGUCACGUACCGAGAGCAAUCCGCCUUUGCCAAACACAUGGACACACACAUACGGCCGUUCAUCUGCGUCUUCCACUACGCUGGGUGCACCAGGACAUUUGCAAAGAAAAAUGAGUGGAAACGCCACGUGCUGAAGCAGCACAUUUGUCUCGAGUACUACCACUGCGACUACAUGCAAUGCGCCGCCGCCACACAAUCUUCAUCCAAUUGUCGCGCCAAAGCCCUUCCUGCUCACGGUCGAAUUUUCCGACGCAAAGAUCUACACAUGCAGCACGUCCGUCGGAUGCACUUGUCAGGGGACAGCAACGACCGCCAGGCUCAGGCCGAGAUGGAGGGUCUGCAGCAACGAGCUGUGCGUACGCGCUGCCAACUCCCUCGGUGGAUGGUCUGUCCAGCCGAGAACUGCCAUCACGUCUUUUGCGGCGAUAAGGCCUGGGACGAGAGGAUGGAGCAUGCCGCCCGACAUCUCUGGGCGGCCAAGGAGGGGUUGGAGCCCGAAGUCAGGUUUGGUGGUUCCCACGACGCCUGUCUUAGCGAAUGGGCCGAGAGACCGGACGUUGACGUCGUCAGGAGAGUACCGGGGGGCUGGGCAUUGAACAAUCCUCUGCAGGACUGCGAUGAGGCGGCCCGCUAUAGUCCCAGCUCGAGCAGCGGCGAGGAGGAUGCCGAGGGAGAGCCGGCCUAG
Messenger RNA from Emericellopsis cladophorae, 1215 nucleotides. RefSeq lists its product as uncharacterized. The transcript has a single exon. NCBI's taxonomy places the organism in Eukaryota, Fungi, Ascomycota, Sordariomycetes, Hypocreales, Bionectriaceae. The coding region runs from base 1 to 1215 and encodes 404 amino acids. Gene Ontology annotation, molecular function: DNA-binding transcription factor activity. The record is from RefSeq and is a predicted model, not a curated record.